Porites evermanni is the source of this 6483-nucleotide messenger RNA. Lineage: Eukaryota; Metazoa; Cnidaria; Anthozoa; Scleractinia; Poritidae. The record is from the annotation of a GenBank genome assembly.
AUGUAUGCGGCACCCUGUAGUCCGUCUUCCUCCAUCUUUAGCGAGAUGCUCGAACUAAAUGCAACGAGAGUUAGCAGCAAAAGGGACUAUUCGGAAGAAGAACAGUUGUCAAUAGGAAGUUACGAUGCUGCGAAGAGUUCGCCCGUGUUUUUUGGCCGUCAUGGGCAUAAACUCUCCGAAUCUGUCGCUGAAAUUCGUGAAGGGGAUGAUGGUGCAUCAACGAGAUCUUCCAUGUUUCCAGAGUUUGAUCCUUCUUUUAGCCAUCCAGCGGCCUUUGGUUAUGUUUUACUGGACAGGAAACCGGUUCCACCAAAGCAAGAAUCGCCUCCUUUACCUGACCCGAGAGAGAGUAAGACAACAAAGCUAAAAUCUUUUAUAACAUAGGUGUUCGACGUCAUUAUUCAUCGCCACCAGGUACAAUAGAAGCAGGAGCCGAACAUGGACAAAUAUCCACUUAUUCGAUUCGUUUCAUUUCACAGUCCUUUACUCCUUUCUCUAUUGGCGCCUUCUAACAUUCCUAAAAUCUUGCGGUCACUGCAGAGAGGCUGUCUAAUAGCUACAAGAGGAAGAUUGUGAAAAAGCCUUAAGCGAACGGAUCUUAGAUCAAAACAAUAAUAACGGAUGAAUGUCGUGUUUAAACUUAUCGGUGCUAAAAAUAACAGAAAACAGUUUGAAUGGACCUUGUCACGGUUUUCGACGCCAUCUUGACGAGUAGGCAAACGCGUGACAAAUUACAGUGUUUGUAUGAGAAUCCAAUGUCGAAUAAUUUCCGUAAAACGGCUGUUUUGGAAAAAAAAUAUGAACUGUAAAUUAAAGCUACACAGCAAAGGAUUUUGCCUACUCGUCAAGAUGGCGUCGAAAACCAUGACAAGGUCUAUAUGGAAGCCAGUUGUUUUCCAAAUACAGAAAAUCGUACAUUCUGGUUUAACAUUCGAAUAAUACUGUGCACAGUAUUAUUCAAGGUAGACCCUUAACGUUCCUCCAAUAAUUUCUGUUCCAUUUGAUUCUGUUUACCUGACUUUUCUCUUCACUGUUUUGCUUUUAGAGUUUUUCCAGUUCUUGGAUUUUUAGGAAGUGUUUCCUAGGAAAUUUCUUUUCCAUUUACUCUGGUUUUAAAAUUUCCAGAAAUUUUACUUUUCAAGCGAAUGUUCGACCUAUAAUUUGUUUGACAGUUACUUCUAAGAAUUGCUUAUAACCUGGAUGUAAAUUAUUUUUCACCCUUUUUUCAGUCAAAACAGUGCAAUGAAUAUCCUUCUUUGAUGGUUGCAAGCUUUCCUUUUUCAGUUGCACUGAUCUUUUGUUGCUCACUUGAGCAUGACUUUUGACUCUUGUGACUUGAAAGAGAGAUGGAGCUUGCUUGCAGGCUGAUAGUACACCAAAAGUGUUUCAUGGACAUACAUGUAAUUGCUGGACAGCUUGAAAGAGUUUCCCCGGCUCGUAUAUUUUAAUAUUUUACUUAUCCUGCUUAUUUUAAUUAUUUUAAAACAGAAAUUAUAAAUUAGUGAGCAAGAAAAGCAAAAUGUAAGAUUGUGCUUUCUGCUCUGUUAACAAGUAUCAAAAGUAUAAAGAAUCUGUCAAUGUAUUUUUAUUAACAUUUUUGUUUUGUUUUCUUUUGAUAACAGGUAGCCCAAGAGAAUAUCUUGAGGCUUACCUGUUUCCAGUUCUUUUACCAGCAAUUGAGCAAAUGCUGAAGGCUGCUAAAGAAAACAAAGUCUUUGAGGUUUGUCUGUUACACUAGAAUUACAUGUACUGUUACUGUUAAGGCCGGGUCAUGUCAAAGCAGUCAGAGAGUGAAUCAUGUGACUUGUCCCAGUGUGCACUUGCACAAAGCAUAGAAGAGCCAAUAUCAGCUGAGAAUGCAGCACACAUUUAUGUGUGAACCCACAUAAAAGGGAAAUACAAUAACAGACAAAUUACCAUUUGGUUAGUUUGUAGUAAGGGAACUGGGGUGCCACAAUCUUCUGCACUCAACUAUUUUUAAUAAUUGGGGUAAAUCCAUUGAAGAAAGGAGAGUGGGCAUUAUUAUUCAAUUAGGUGGUAGGAGAUCUUUUGGCUUUUUCACCUGCUCUCACUUUGCACAGUAGAUCUAUCCAUGAUGCCCAACAGAAUUUGUGCUGAGGAUUUAAGAGCUGUGGCCCUGCAGUAGCGGUAGAGCAAAAAAAAGCUUAACUUGGUUUUACCAACUGAGUUAAAUUUAAUUAAGUGCUAGCAGAUCCCUUUGAUGUCAGAGCAAAUAGAUAGAAUGGGGAUUGAUUCACCUGAAGUUGCCACCUUAGUAGGACUCAAACUGUAUUAGAGGAGAAAUUUGGGAGCAAAGUUACCCAUUUUGAAAUGUUAACCCAACUGAUUGCAAAAUCCACUAGCCCUGGGCUAUCGGACAUGACUUUCUUUCUUUCGCUGUUAAGUCAGUAGUUUUUAACUUUUCCAAUCAAAUUGUAGAAUUGCCAGUCCACAGUGGACUGCAUUGCAUUAUUUUGAUUGAAAGAUAGUUUUACACUGAAAGCACUUAAAUAUAAUAUUUACAGUUCUGAGAGUCUUGUUUUUUUGGAAUUCUCUUUGACCUCUUCUUAGUCAUUCCAGCCAUAAGGGGCACAAUAUUAGUUUAUCUAGAUGUGCCCCUCUCCUCUCCUUCCAAUAUACACUGUAAUUCAAUUUAAGUGUUGUAAUUUCUAUUUUACGCGUUUAUUUCCUUUGUAAAUCUUUAUCUGUUACUAUAUUAUUUUUCUCAGUUAUAUUUACAUAACUAUGUAUCAGCUAGGAAUUGGAGGAAUGAAUAAAAUAAAUCAAAAAAAAAAAAUUUCAGCCAUCUGUACCUCACACUUUGUCAUUAAACGCAUAUAUACAGUGCAUCUUAAUAAUGUAUCCACCUGUUUUUCCACUAUAGAGAAGAAGAACAAAAUUCAAUGCAUGUGACUUCCUUACAGAGUACUUAUUCAGGUUUGUUAUCACUUUUAGAGUUUUUAAAUACCAUCAUUGUGAAAUCUUGUAACAGGACAAAGGAAAUUGUUUGGGUAAAAUGCAUGAUUUUAACAUGUAGAUGUUGGAAUUCUCAUUUCUCCUUCUCCUUGCAAUAUUAGAUGACACAUCAUCAAACAGCACUAAUCUAUGGAACAUAUCGGUUUACAUUAGUUAUUCUCUUCUCAGAAAUAACCCCAGAUACAAGGAUAGAACAAAUGUGGUGCUUGAAGACAUUCCUUUUGUGCAAGCAAUACUCGCAGAAAAGUAAGUUCUCUGAGGUGACUGUAAGUACUCAUGCCCAGAAAUUGUCGUAGACUUCAUUUUAAUUGAUUGGUUUAUUCAUGCUUAUUUCAAAUAAACUGGGAAAAUAUUCUAAUAUUCAAAACUCUUUUUUAUACAAUGGCCACUUUGGGGAAAGGGGUAAGUGGAUGCUAUUGCAGAGGGGUGGGAAGGGGUGGGAAAGGGUAAAAUACUAAAAGAAAAAGAUACUUAUGAUAGCUGGUAUUAAUGUGCAACACAAUCAAAAUGUGUCAGUAAAACAAACACCAAGUGGUACUAGCAAGAACAGCCUGUUCCAGGCUCCAAGAUAGUAAUAUGUGCAGAGAUCUUGAAAAGUCAGGGUGCAAAGAAAAUCCUUUUUACAGCCUGUCAUCUGGGCAAGCUGAAGCUAGCAUUUACUAGCCCAGACAUCAUUUCAACUAGCCCCAAAAACUUUUUGACUAGCAGAAUUGAUUUCAGUUCUUCUGUUAUUUGAAUUCCUCAAAAAACAUCACUUGCCUGUCGGGCAAGUUAAAAACAGAAUUCACUAGCCUGAUAGCAAAAUCCACUAGCCCUGGGCUAUCGAACACUACUUUCUUUGCAUGCUGAAAGUGGUGCAAAAAAUGCACAGAGGAGCCUUGAGGAGAGAGCCACUACCUUCUUCUCUUAGAUCAUGCGCAUGUUAUUUUUGCUUAGCUUGUUUUUGUAAUGUCCCUACCAUCUGACAGUCUGGAACAGGCUAUAACAAAAAAAAUGUCACCAAAGCAAAGUGAGUAAAGUAUAGUGUGUGCAUCAGUGUCUACAUCAUUUCCUGUUAAAUGAUCAAUUUCGAGAUGUGGCCUCUAAGGCCGAUCUGGCCCCAGUUGUUCAAAAAGUGGGUAGUGCUAUCCACAAAAUAAAUCUGAACAGAUAGUGCAAUUGGCUUUCCCUAAUACUUAUUUACUAGGUAGUGAUUUAUCUGAUGGAUGGCGCUAUCCAGCUUUUGAAUAACUGGGGCCAGGAUGGCAAGUUAAUGCCCUGUAUAAAUAGACAUCACUAAGUAUCCCUAGCCCUUAUCCUCACUUAAACGCAAAUCAUAGAAAUAUGAAAUAUUUAUGUCUGAUUGGAUAUUCCGAGUUUUCUUGCAUCUGAACAUAAGUGUACUAAGGAUAGGUUAAUAUAAGAGGAAAUGUGUGGAAAUUCUGCUGGGGAAGAACAGGCUGUUAUGGGAGGUUCGCCAUUUAGUGGAGGUUCAUAUUGUAAUUAUAAAAAAUUGUACUUACACCUGAACGAAAAAUAUCUUUGUUAAAAUUGAUCCUUAGUGUAUAUGUUUAUUUUUUCCUGUCUUAGUCCUCGUCCCCCACUGCCACUCUCAUUGUUACUCAGCGAUGAAGAAGCGGCUAUCAUCAUUCAGUCAUUUUACAGAGGCUAUCUGGUAUGUGAAUAACUAGCAGCUUAACAAAUUAAAGUUAAUUCAAGUUGGAUUUCUUUUGUCAAAGUAAAUGUCUUUUCUUCCCCCAUGGAGAAUUUUUAACUUCAUAUUUUAGUGAAAAGGUCUCUUGUUGAUUACAGAUGCAAAAACAUACUCUAGCACUAGUGACAGGUCCAGGGUGAAGUUGUAGAGGUUCAGACCUCCUAAGUACAUCCAGAUAAUUUUGGGACACUCAAAUUUAUGGCAAACAGCAAACUUUAAAUUCGGGUUACAGCAACUGAAACAUACCUAGCUCCCGGCUGGGAGGGUUAAUUACCCUGUCCCAGAUCCUGUCCCAGCAGAGUGGGCAACCUGCCCCAGUGUGUUGCCUCAACUAUCACGUUAACGUGUUUGAAAUCAAUUGAGACAUUAUCCAUAAACAGGAGGGUCACCCUGCCCUUCUACCUGAGUUACCCCAUCUCCCUGUCAGCGCCUUAAAAAUGCAUUCUAUGUACCCAAACCGGAUCAAAAUGUCGUCAUUUUGAUAACAGGUUCGCAAACAGCCUGAAGUUCAAGAAUUAAGGGAAUACCAGAGAGAAAUGAGAAAUGUAAGUGUAUCUGUUUAUAUUUUUACACGCCCUAGCCGUCGUGACAGGUGUUGGAAAGGGAGGGUGAAAGGAAAAAUCACGUCCAUCGCGUUCUUUCACGCCUGGUUUGCCGAUUCCUCCCUGGGGAUUUUUCCCUGAGUGGCCCGUCCACUUUUGAAACCUAUAAUAUAUUUUUUUUACACGAAUCGGCCUUCUAACGUGAACCCGCUGACCAAAAAAGCAUCUGUUUUAAACCUCGGUGGUUUAAGGCUCGGUCCAGGCGAAUGCGGGUACGAAAAAACUGCAGUUUCAACAACGCGGGACUCGUAUGGACUGGGUCUGACAGCCCUUUCUUCAAAAUUUGAAGGAUCGUGUCACGCGCUUCAUAAAAUUGCAGAAGUAGUACUGCGUGAAACUCGUCCACCAACACCUAGUUACUACAGCAGUUAUGAUGUAUGAUAUUCUAGAUAUGUGAGAACACGAUUGUACGCUUGCCUUUCUACAUCUUUGUACUGAUGAUUGUAAAUGAAGUGCACAUUUUACGGCAGCAGGGCCCUGUGCAUUAGAACAGCUUACCGCUAGUUGUCGGCAACAUCCACUAGCGACAUUACGCCAACUCUAAAACACUAAAAAUAUACAAGGUGAUAAUAGAAGCUAAAACUACAAAUAAAAACUAAUGUAAACUACCAGUAAAACUAAUAUAAACUACCAGUACUCUUGAUGAAUUUAGAUCACAGUUCAAACGCCUCCCAUGAGUUUUUAGUUCCCCUUCUACAUGACUUUCUUGAAAAUCAGUUUUUCUUAUUAUUUCUGUUUUUACUAUCUACUGAUUUAUUUUUUUUGUUCCCAGUCCUAAAAUAAUUACGAUUACUGCUCUAUUGAAACUGCCUGUUAUGAUUCUGGGAUUGCAGGAAGCUGUCGACAUUUUUCUUAAAGUUGAAGACUUCUGGAAGAAACACCCUGUUGAAGAAGCAGAGGAAGAAACGGAAAAGGCCAUCACUUAGCGGCCGAAAUAGUGCAAUCAGUGUCAUCUGAAUAUGGCGACAUAUUACAGCUAUUUCAACGGCUGAGUAAAUUUUUUAGAGAGAAAUUUCAAAAUCUCCAAAAAGUCUAAACAAACCGUAUUCCUUCUGACCAAAAAGUUCUUAUUUUGUAUAUGCGCUGAAUUUGGAAUAUUACAGUCUGCCUUUUUGUUCAAGCUUAAUUUUCUGUCCUAGUCUUGCAAUCAGCAGCUUCUUUCUAUUUUAGCCAAAUUUUUACCUCAAGAGAGAUUAUUCUUGUUAACCAAUU